This is a messenger RNA of Gavia stellata (red-throated loon), 2660 nucleotides long. It is a transcript of the gene GBA2, whose product is annotated as glucosylceramidase beta 2. Gene Ontology annotation, cellular component: membrane. The coding region runs from base 1 to 2610 and encodes 869 amino acids. The transcript has 18 exons. Gene Ontology annotation, biological process: glucosylceramide catabolic process; carbohydrate metabolic process; central nervous system development. NCBI's taxonomy places the organism in Eukaryota, Metazoa, Chordata, Aves, Gaviiformes, Gaviidae. The record is from RefSeq and is a predicted model, not a curated record. Gene Ontology annotation, molecular function: glucosylceramidase activity; beta-glucosidase activity.
AUGGCUUGGACAGCCCUGCUGCACACCUGCCAAAGAAAACCCCAACAGUGGGCGGCGGCGGGGCCGCUGGUGCGGCGGUACGAGGGGGCGGCGCGGGGCCGCGGCGUGGCGGCGGCCGGCUGGCGCGUCUGCCUGGCGCACCGCUUCGAGGAGCCGCGGCAGCCCUACGGCGCCGCCGACGUGCCGCUCCGCGACGUCCUGCGGCACAUCGGCCUCGCCUUGCGAUACUUCAGGUGGUGGUACAAGAAGACCCGCAUAGAGAAGAAAUCUGCCUUCAUUGACCUCUUGUGUGCUGUUCCUCUGCAGCAGAUCUAUGGGUGCCCGCUGGGCGGGAUCGGGGGAGGCACCAUCACCCGUGGCUGGCGGGGCGAGUUCUGCCGCUGGCAGCUGAACCCUGGCAUUUAUCACUACGAAACGGUCAUCGCUGACCAGUUCACGGUGUGCCUGCGUUGCAAGGGGCAGACAGUUUACCAGCAGGUCCUGUCUGUGGAGAGACCCAGCACUCUGCAGGGCUGGAACUGGGGCUUCUGUGGCCACUACGCCUUCUACCAUGCCCUGUACCCCCGUGCCUGGAUGGUCUACGAGCUCCCGGGGCAAAACGUGGUGCUCACUUGCCGCCAGGUCUCUCCCGUCAUCCCCCAUGACUAUAAGGACUCCAGCCUGCCAGUGGGAGUGUUCAUCUGGGAGGUGGAGAACGGGAGGGACGAGGAUGUGGAUGUCUCCAUCAUGUUCAGCCUGCAGAAUGGCAUGGGAACGAAGGAGGACAGGGGCGGAGGGCACUGGAACGAGCCCUUUGCCUUCGAGAAGGAGGGCGAGCGGGUUGCUGGAGUCCUGCUGCACCAUUGCACACGUGUGAACCCCUUCACCCUUGCCAUCUCCGCCCGGGAGAAGGCUGGCACGGAAGUCACCCACUUCACGGCAUUCAAUCCCGUGGGAUCGGGUAGAGAGGUGUGGCAGGACCUCUUGCAAGACGGCCGGCUGCAUUCCCCCAGUGGUAACAGCAGCCCAACGGAGAAGGGGGAGCUGACAGCAGCAGCGGUGUGUGCCAGCUGCAGAGUGCCUGCCCAGGGUCACAGGACACUGGAGAUGGCCCUGGCUUGGGACAUGCCCCGUGUUCACUUUGGCUCCAAGGAGAAGCUGCACCUCAGGCGGUACACCCGGUUUUUUGGCAGUGGAGGUGAUGCUGCUCCUGCCCUGUCACAUCACGCCCUGACGCACUAUGAGGAGUGGGAAAGGAAGAUCGAAGCAUGGCAGAAGCCCAUCCUGGAGAAUAGCCAGCUGCCUUCCUGGUACAAGUCGGCCCUCUUCAAUGAGCUGUACUUCGUGACAGAUGGGGGGACCAUCUGGGUGGAGCUGCCCCCGGACUGCUGUACCGAGGACCUGCAGGGGCCGGCGGGGGCUGGCCUCUCCCACCUCCUCCCUGUCCUGCGGGAGUACGGAAGGUUUGCUUAUUUGGAAGGCCAGGAGUACCGGAUGUACAACACCUACGAUGUCCACUUCUACGCCUCCUUUGCUCUCGUCAUGCUGUGGCCCAAGCUGCAGAUCAGCCUGCAGUAUGACAUUGCUGUCACAGUAGUGAACGAAGACGUCCAGCCCCGGCAGUACUUGAUGUGUGGUCAGACAGCACAGGUGAAGCUGAAGAACGUGGUGCCACAUGACAUUGGGGACCCAGGUGACGAGCCGUGGCAGCGUGUCAAUGCCUACCUGAUGCACGACACGGCUGACUGGAAGGACCUCAACCUGAAGUUUGUGCUGCAGGUGUACCGCGACUACUAUCUGACACAUGACUCCCUGUACUUGCGGGACAUGUGGCCAGUCUGCCAGGCUGUGAUGGAGUCGGAGAUGAAGUUUGAUACGGAUAAUGAUGGGCUCAUUGAAAACGGUGGCUUUGCUGACCAGACAUACGAUGCAUGGGUGGUAAAUGGAGCCAGUGCGUACUGCGGCGGGCUGUGGCUGGCAGCUGUCUGCAUGAUGUGCAAGAUGGCAGAGGUGCUUGGGGACACUGAGGUCCGGCAGAAAUACACAGCCAUCCUGAGCAAGGGCAAGGAGGCAUUUGAGAGGAUGCUCUGGAAUGGAAAAUACUAUAAUUAUGACAGCAGUGGGAAUGACACCUCUAGCAGCAUCAUGUCAGACCAGUGUGCCGGGCAGUGGUUUCUCGGGGCUUGUGGUCUGGACCAAGGGGAGUUUGAGGUCUUCCCCAAGAGUCAUGUUGUCAGUGCGCUCAAGACCAUCUUUGAGAAGAAUGUCAUGAGCUUUGCUGGUGGUACCAUGGGAGCGGUGAAUGGCAUGAGACCCAAUGGGGUGCCCGACACCUCCAGCGUGCAGUCCGACGAGGUGUGGAUCGGUGUGGUCUAUGCCUUGGCUGCCACCAUGAUCCAGGAGGGACUGGUGGAGGAAGGCUUUCGUACGGCGGAGGGCUGCUACCGGACGGUUUGGGAACGGCUAGGCAUGGCUUUCCAGACACCGGAGGCUUAUCGGGAGAAGAAAGUCUACCGCUCGCUGGCUUACAUGCGGCCACUUAGCAUCUGGAGCAUGCAGCUGGCCCUGGAGCGCAGAGCCGGCCAGGUGCCAGCACCUGGGCAGCCCCCCCAAGUCCCCAUCCACCCUUGAGCCUGGUGGCACUGAGCAGGGCAGUGGGUGCACCAGGGGGCUGGGGGGGG